AUGACGACACGGCUGGUGGACUACUUGGCCGUUGUGGGUACGAAUUUGGAUCCGAGAGACCACUUAAUUACAACCAGCACCAGCACCAGCACUGCCACUACUACUACUACGACUGUUCCGAUGAUGGGUGGUGAUGAAAAGAGGAUCCUAUUCAGAGAUGGUCCUCUCAAGACUGAAGAUGAGAAGGAUGGAGAGCAAGAUGGAGAAAAUCAUGAUUUGGAGGAUGUAACAACAAGUACAAGUACAAAUGAAUUUAAUUCUAAUCAAAUAUUGUUUACGGAUAAGGUGAAGAAACCCAUCAUACUGGAUCGAUAUCCGAAGGAAGAUUUUCCUAAUUAUCCAUUAUCCAAUGAAAUUCCGUUAUUUUGCUUCCCGAGUGGAGAAAUUAGCAUUUCGGUUGAUGAAUGCACAUUACCAUCGUUCUUUACAUUUGUAUUGACAGGGUCUGAUGGUAACAAGACGUAUGGUGCUUGCUUGAAUGUAUGGGAGGAAUAUAAUUUAGAUGAUUUGAUGCUUCCUUCUCGAAAAGCUCAAGUUGAUGAAGAUUUAAUCUCUGUUGUUUUUGAUCCAAUCAAAACAGAACGAAAAUCCUCAACCAUUUACAUGAGCAAGAGCAUUUGUAUCAUAUCUCACUAUCCAUUUUACAAUGUAUUUAAAUUCUUUUUAACCCAAAUGUACCGUAUUAGUAUUACUCCAUCCAAGAUUCCAAUUGAAAGAUUUAUCAGCAAUUUUGUGUCAGAAGUGCCACUUCCAUCUCAGGGAAAGGUACAAGUACAUUACAGCAUUGGAGACAAAGAAAUUUAUAUUACACGACCACCACCCAAUGAUCUGCCGUUAGCAGAACUUGAUUUUGAACUAUUAUUUAGCGUUUUGUCACUGGACAAUAUAUUAAUUCUAUUUGACUUGAUUUUGCAAGAACGAAAAAUUUUAUUCAUUUCGGAGCACGUUGGUAUUUUAACACCUGUUGCCGAGAUUAUUUGUCAACUUUUAUUUCCCUUUAAGUGGCAUCACAUUUAUAUUCCUUUGCUCCCAGCCAAGUGUGCUGAAUUCUUAUUUGCUCCUGUUCCAUUCAUUAUGGGUAUACAACGACAAUCCAUUACUAAUAUUGAGAUACCAGCGGACGUAUUUCAAAUUGAUCUUGAUAAUAAUCUCAUAGUUUGCAACAAGCAACAAUCUAUACCCAACCUUCCAGAGAAACAAAAAUCUAAACUGAAAAAAACCUUGUCAGAUAUUGUAAAAUGCAGAGUUGACUCAUCCCGAAGUGUCGAGAAGAGACAUUUCUAUGAUUUAGCAUAUUCCAUGGCUCCAUUGCCAGAUGAUAUUGAUCCUAUUACAGGAGAGAGUUAUGUGUUCCCUACUAAGGAGGUACGCCUUGCGUUUUUUAAUUUUUUCGUCAAUCUCUUCGGUAGAUAUAGAACCUAUUUUAAAGACGUUGACGAUACAGAUAAGGAAUACUUGAUCAACUUGGAUUUGGAAGCACACUUCAGAAAAAAAUCUUUUAUUGCUUUUCUUCCAGAACAAGCUCAGCCCUUUAUGACCAUCUUCUUACAGACACAGUCCUUCGAAAGAUUUUUACUAGAUCGUCUGGAAAAAACCAAUCAGCAUGAAGUAUUGCUAUUUGAUGAACACAUUAUUGAAAAGAACAAUAAGGAUGCAUUUCGAUUCAAAAAGACACCUCUUCACUUUAUUACCAAAAAUUAUUCUAUCUCGAAAACCUUGAUGAGUCUGUCCCCAGAUUUAAGCAACUUACCUGCCACCACCGAGCCAUACAUUUACUCUCGAUUUCCAACCUCUUUCGAUCAUGGUUUGUUCACGAAACGAGAAUAUUCUCAAUUACUAGUUUCAGAGUCAGAAAUCAAGUCAGACAACGAAAUUAACCUCUCAUGGAAAGCAUGUAUUACCACACUGUCAUCCCUUUCAGGACAUGGAAUGCCAAACUCUUCCUCCACAGACACAUCUCCAAGAUAUGUGCCAUUCAUCAGUAGCAGUAGCAACAAUUCCAAACUGGGAAUAUCAAACAUGUUAUUCGACGAGCUGAGUAAUAGCAAUUAUUUCAACAGAUUUUCAUUCAAUACUCACUCUGAAUGUUAUCAUUGCCAUCACAUGUGUAAUGAGAACGAAAUUAGAACAGGUUGGAAUUUAAAGAGUGCACAAACUUACACCACACAAUGUUCCAUGUGUAAGAAACCUUUUGUUCCUCGAUUUGAAGUCUACUUUACACUUGACAGCGCUUCAACAGAAGAACAACAAACUACAACUCAAUUAAUCACAAGUGUUGAAUAUCUCUCUCCUCUUGUAUUAAGGAAAGAAAUUGACAAUCUAGUUUCGCAUGAUGUCAAAGCUGACUCUGCAUUAGUUUGGCAACAUCCAGUUCUGUUCUGGAAUUUAAUUGUGCAUUUCAGAUCAUCACCCUUACCCCUUAGCUUUAUUUUCCCAUGCAUUGAUUGGAACGAGGUGAUUACUCAUCUUGUCACAACCUUAACUCAAAAGAGCUCUGCGAUCAUUCUUUAG
This is a messenger RNA of Naegleria fowleri, 2511 nucleotides long. RefSeq lists its product as uncharacterized. Bases 1 to 2511 code for a protein of 836 amino acids. Gene Ontology annotation, cellular component: cytoplasmic vesicle. Gene Ontology annotation, biological process: regulation of Rab protein signal transduction. NCBI's taxonomy places the organism in Eukaryota, Heterolobosea, Eutetramitea, Acrasida, Naegleriidae. The record is from RefSeq and is a predicted model, not a curated record. The transcript has a single exon.